This is a messenger RNA of Fukomys damarensis (Damara mole-rat), 1260 nucleotides long. RefSeq names its product immunoglobulin like domain containing receptor 2 (gene Ildr2). Gene Ontology annotation, cellular component: membrane. Gene Ontology annotation, biological process: pancreas development. Lineage: Eukaryota; Metazoa; Chordata; Mammalia; Rodentia; Bathyergidae. The annotation marks the transcript as partial. The record is from RefSeq and is a predicted model, not a curated record. The transcript is spliced from 9 exons.
UGGCGUGCUCUCUUCUGGCUAACAGCCGUGGUUGAAGGCCUGCAGGUCACAGUGCCUGACAAGAAGAAAGUGGCUAUGCUCUUCCAGCCCACUGUACUUCGCUGCCACUUCUCCACGUCCUCGCAUCAGCCUGCAGUUGUGCAGUGGAAGUUCAAGUCCUACUGCCAGGAUCGCAUGGGGGAGUCCCUGGGCAUGUCCUCUACCCGGAUCCAGUCUCUCAGCAAGAGAAACUUGGAGUGGGACCCGUACUUGGAUUGUUUAGACAGCAGGAGGACCGUUCGGGUGGUGGCUUCGAAACAGGGCUCCACCGUUACCCUGGGAGAUUUCUACAGGGGCAGAGAGAUCACGAUCGUUCAUGAUGCAGAUCUUCAAAUUGGAAAACUCAUGUGGGGAGACAGUGGACUCUAUUUCUGCAUCAUCACCACCCCUGAUGACCUGGAAGGCAAAAACGAGGACUCGGUGGAACUGCUGGUGUUGGGCAGGACAGGGCUGCUUGCUGAUCUCUUGCCCAGUUUUGCUGUGGAGAUUAUGCCAGAGUGGGUGUUUGUUGGCCUGGUGCUCCUGGGAGUCUUCCUCUUCUUCGUCCUCGUGGGGAUCUGCUGGUGCCAGUGUUGCCCUCACAGCUGCUGCUGCUACGUCCGUUGUCCGUGCUGCCCAGACUCCUGUUGCUGCCCUCAGGCCUUGUAUGAAGCAGGGAAGGCAGCCAAGGCCGGGUACCCUCCCUCUGUCUCCGGUGUCCCUGGCCCUUACUCCAUCCCCUCUGUCCCUUUGGGAGGAGCCCCCUCAUCGGGCAUGCUGAUGGACAAGCCGCAUCCACCUCCCUUGGCACCAAGUGACUCUACUGGAGGAAGCCACAGUGUUCGCAAAGGCUACCGGAUCCAAGCUGACAAGGAGAGAGACUCCAUGAAGGUCCUGUACUAUGUGGAGAAGGAGCUGGCUCAGUUUGAUCCAGCCAGAAGGAUGAGGGGUCGAUAUAACAACACCAUCUCAGAACUCAGCUCCCUGCAUGAGGAGGACAGCAAUUUCUGUCAACCGUACCAUCAGAUGCGAAGCAAGCCGUUCCCUGUGUCUGGGGACUUGGAGAGCAAUCCUGACUACUGGUCAGGUGUCAUGGGAGGCAGCAGCGGGCCGAGCCGGGGGCCCUCAGCGGUGGAAUAUAACAAAGAGGACCGGGAAAGCUUCCAGCACAGCCAGCAGCGCUGCAAGUCGGAGAUGCUGUCCAGGAAGAGCUUCUCCGGGGGCGUGCCGGCCGUGUCCAUG